UUAGAUGUCUCCGGUUCUACUCGCAGUAGGAUUGUUGUUGCUGCUAGAGCCGUUUAUUGUGGCUGGCGUCAGUCAAACCCAGCAACAGCAGUCGCCACCGGUAUCAGAUAAUAAUGCGCUGUUCAGAUGUGGUGUUCGCAAAAGGCUUGGCAUUCAGCUAAUCCACCACGCCUGGCCCGCGGAGCUGGGCGAAUGGCCCUGGCAUGCGGCCCUAUUUUUCAAAUCCGGUGGGUCCGGUGCAAGCGAAUUCAAGUGUGGUGGAACGUUGCUGGACCAGCGUCACGUUCUCACGGCUGCUCACUGUGUCGUGCGACCGAAUCAGGCUGUUCGAAAGGUUUCGGAGCUUCGGAUUCACCUGGGACAGCACGAUCUGCGGGAAGUGCCGGAGUAUGUCCAAGUGAAGAAUGUUAGUGCAAUUCACGUGCAUGAGGAUUACGGUUCCAAACACAACGACAUUGCUGUUCUGGUGCUCGAUUCUGUGGUGCAGUAUUCCGAUUACGUGAUACCGAUUUGUUUGGAAGAUCGACCGCCAGGAAGCAUUGACCAGCUUGUCGGUUCCCGGGGUUGGGUGACCGGUUGGGGUGAAACGGAAAAUGGAACCAUCUCCCAGAUACUGCAAACAGCUCAGAUGCCGAUAGUAGACUAUGUUCGGUGCGUACAGAGCGAUAAGAAUCUCUUUGGACGGGCUCUGCAUCCUGGGAUGUUUUGUGCAGGAGAUGUCAAUGGAACCAGCGUCUGCCGGGGGGACAGCGGGGGCGGUUUGUACGUCCGGGACGAUGAUCGAUUCCUGCUGAAGGGUGUGGUUUCCUUUUCUGGUGCCAGCAAGGAGGGCAGCUGCGACACGUCCAAGUUUGUCGCUUUUGCCAAGGUCGAUCACUAUCUGCCGUGGAUCAGAACAUUUCUUCUAGCCGAAUCGAGCGCUACCAACGAUGAUGACGGCAGAACGUUGCGGGUUAGUGAAAUUGAAUGUAAACGAUUUCAAAGGUUUGUAAAGAAAAAGCCGAACGGGCUCUGUUUCAAUGCUCGGCAUACGAGUCGGGUUGGAAUUCUGUAUUCUGGUGACAUUCUGAGAUGCUCUGGAGUGCUCGUGAGUGAAAAGUUUGUCCUCAUACCAUGUUACUGUGCAAGGUUAACAAAUUACGGCUCACCGGAAAAAGUCAGAAUUCCCGAUUUUAAUGAUUUUGCUUGCAAAAGAGAUCCGAUUUGUCAUCCAGCUGCCUCCAAGUAUUAUAACAACCUGGCUCUGUUGGAGUUGGAGCUGGAGCUUGAACUGAGCGCCGCUCUCUUGCCGGCUUGUUUGGCCACAUUCUGGACCGAAAAACUUUAUGACACGCUACUGUUUACCGGGUUUUCCGAAGUUGAUGAUGUUCUGAAUGCGGAGGAAACUGUCGACAAUCGUGUUGUCCGACAAAUGGCAUGCGACGUUCUGCGACAAUCCAAUCGUCAAAAUCUGCGGGCCCUGCAAGGAAGCCAAAUUUGUGUCGGUAGUUCGGAGCCGGAAGAUUUCACGGCUCUGCCGGGAGCAUCGCUGCAAACGUUUGACACCCGAUCGUGUUUGCAUACCUUGGUUGGAGUUCGAGACGGUUCCAGUAAUGAAACUUUGGUGAACACUCUUCAUUUGAAACUGUACUAUCGGGCAGUGUUCUAUCUGGAUUGGUUGGAGGCAAAUGUAUGGACUACGCAAUACCGGACAUUAAACAGACUUAAAGGAAGGAUUUAAGAA
Messenger RNA from Uranotaenia lowii, 1723 nucleotides. RefSeq lists its product as uncharacterized. Bases 5 to 1720 code for a protein of 571 amino acids. NCBI's taxonomy places the organism in Eukaryota, Metazoa, Arthropoda, Insecta, Diptera, Culicidae. The transcript has 4 exons. Gene Ontology annotation, biological process: proteolysis. Gene Ontology annotation, molecular function: serine-type endopeptidase activity. The record is from RefSeq and is a predicted model, not a curated record.